Orussus abietinus is the source of this 658-nucleotide messenger RNA. RefSeq lists its product as uncharacterized. The record is from RefSeq and is a predicted model, not a curated record. The transcript has 5 exons. NCBI's taxonomy places the organism in Eukaryota, Metazoa, Arthropoda, Insecta, Hymenoptera, Orussidae. The coding region runs from base 2 to 658 and encodes 218 amino acids.
GAUGUUCCCGUUAUUCCCGCUGUUCAACAGCGUGAUAUUCAUGCUAAUUAAUCUGACGAUUGGCCUGAUCGUCUGCAAACGCUUCUUUGGAGAGAUGAGGACCCAUUACAAGCUGGUAGCCGAGGUCACGGAGUUCAAUUUCGUUGUCCGCCAGUCUCGAGAGAGCUUGCAGUACAUCGGCUCGAAAGUGUCGGAGGCGAUGAAAGAGAUCGAGGGUGACAUCGGCAGGGACCUGCACAUGACCCACCACGUGACGAAACUCAGCGCAAAAGUGGCUACGUUGCUUAAGAGGUACACGGCUUUCGAGGAAAGCGUCAUCGAGGUCGCCAGGAUGGACCUCAACACGGAGAACGCGGAGCUUCAGACUCCCUCGGACAUCAACGAGGAGGUGAAAAGGGCUCUGUCCGGGAAGAAACCGGAGGCCCGGCCGAGGACCCCGAAGAAGCCGAAGAUUUCCUCGGCCAGCUCCCUGGGGGGACAGAGUCCAGUCAUGCCGCAAGCCGCGAUCGGGUCCGGGGUCGCCAGAGACGUCAUCUCGGAGAACGCCGCCAGGCCCAGGACUCCUCUCGUGCCCGAGGUUAAAUUGCUGAACGACCGUAGGCCCCGUUCCGCGGCCAAGCCCAUCGGAUUCCGACCGUCCUGGAAGUGCGAAGCUUAG